ACAUGUUAAUAAUUCCAGCUAUUGUGUAGGAUUGUUGGGUUUUUUUACUCAUUGCGUGAGUCCUUGUGGAUUAUAAUGUUCCUUUAAGAUUAAGCAAAAAGUAGAUGUAUGGCAAGAGGUCCUGCUCAGUGACAAACCUGGACUGCCUUAUGUAGUUCAGCAUAACCUCAACAGAUGGCUAAAACAGUUCAUGUUACCUAAUGUAAGACUGUUGGGAGCGUUGUCUGCACAGUCCUGUAGGUCAGUUGAGUUUUCAAAAUGCAUAUUGUGCUCUCCUUCCCUGGGAAAGGGACAGGGACUGAAGUCAACGGAGAACACUGCUUGUUGCCAUAGAAGUUGUCUUCAGCCAACUACUGGUAACAAAUGAUUUAAGUGUGUUUCCUAGCUGCCUGCCUACCCCCACGCACUACUUCAACUGAAAAUGCUGGCAGAGAGUGUCUUUCCUGAUUGAGCAUGUCCACGAUGUGGUACAGAGAAUCAGCCUCUAACUUUCCAAAGCAGUUUUGAGUUUCUGUGCAGCUCGUUUAUUGUAUGGAAAGAUAUUUCUCUUGGGUUUUGCCUUCCCUUGCUUCCUUUGUCUGAGACUACUUGACCACAGGGACAUUGGCCCCACUUGAGGGACAGAAAAUGUGAGCAGGCUGUGAGAUGGGUGGAAGGUGGUGGUUUGUGAUGCUGCUUACUGGCAUUGAUGAGUUGUAAUGAAAUGUUUGUCAGAACCGAACCAAAGAAGGAAAGGACAGAACGCCCCUUGUCAUCUAAGGCUCACUUGGACUGCAGCUCCUUUUAGCAAAGGAUUUCCCACCUCUUUGAAUAGCUGAGCAAAAGGAAAGAAUGAAAGGUACCAUCAAAGAAAACUGUUUUUUGCAGGACUUUGAUACAGUGAUAGGGAAGGAGCACAAGGGUGAGGAACUGAUCUGUUGUUGUUGCAAAAAGACUUUUAACCCUGAUAAUUCCAAAUUUUCUAUGUAGCUUACUGAAAAGCAUAGAGUAAAGAUGCAAUAGGGGCAGCUGGAACUAUAUUUGGGUAUAGUCUGGUAAAGUCCUCUAGCCAUAUUCGCCACAAGCUUUUUACCUUGCUGACUUUUUUAAGUAACUGUCUUGAUUUUACCUGUUGAUGACAGUGAGAAUUCUCUUGAUGGAAAAUUACUGCAUUUCUGAGGCUUUUGAUAACUUGAAGGGAAGGGCUGCCAGUUCAGGGAAAACAAAAGUAUUCAAGUAUCUAUGCAAUUUUAAAUACUAAUAUAUUGUUUAAUACAAUUUGAAUACUCAUUGUGGUUCCUGUGCUCCUUGUUUCUCAUUUAGUGUUCUGUCCCUUGUUGCCAAUCGUAUCAAAGAUUUCAGGAGAGGUGACAAGAGGCUUAGCUGAAACUUUUCCUCACCUAAUAACCCUGGCAGCUCCAAGAGCAGCAGUUUCAGUGAGAGUGCUGAGCUGCCUGAACUGGCAAGCUGGCUUGGCUCCAAGUGGUGUCAAUAGGAACUCUUAUUGAGGAGGGAAUUAAGAUAAGUGUGCCAGUCAAAAGGGCGUUUGAAACACUUGUGCUUUGUCUGCUGCGGGGUUGUCCAUGUUCCACAGGUCACUGGCUCUUGUACCUUUCAUACAGACAUGGGAUGGGCUUUGGCAGCCUCAAAUGGAGUUUGCUAGAAGUGCAGUUUUCUUGUGGAGCUGGCAGGACAAAAUGUUGUUUAAAUAGUCUGCAAAAGAGUUCUCAGAGGGGAAGGAAAAGGGGGCUAUUUCCUAGUUUUGUCUGAGUCUUUUCUACCUUCCUUAUUUAAACUUACUGGAAGAGAAGGUAUUUACAAAGGUGACAUCCUUCUCUUUGACUUUUUUUGGGCAUUAUGUGGCAGGAGUGGUUUUCCUUUUGCUGAAAAUGUAAUUCUAAGCCUCAAAAUAGGAACAUGUCUGGAGUGCUGUGAAGAUCUGGAGGACUCCUAAGGACAAACACUGAUGAAUGCUCCUGUAACUGAAAUGGGUUGCGUCUCCUGGCGUAUGCAGUCACUUAGCUUCUGGUACUUGCUGCAUUGUGAUCUGCUGUUUGUAUUGCUCAAAACAACCCAUAGAACAGGAAAGCUGUGGUUUAUUGUCACGCAUGUGAUGAGCUAAAUCAGCUUCUGAAGUCAUCGUGUGUAUGUAAGGUGGGGAGUGGAGAAGAUGAUGUGCUAAAUUGCUGGAAAAAAGAUGCCUGGGCAUGAGGAGUACAUGACAUUAUGAAUGACAAAGGUAACACAGAGGGACUGAGUGGCAUGGGAGCGUGUGUAGAAGGCACGUGUCUCCAGGGUUGCUGUGUCCCAGUGAGGGGUGAGGUUAGGCCUCACAAGACUGACUUACAAGCAAUAGCUACAGCAAAGUUCUUUUCCAGUGGUUACAUGUCUUCCUUAAAAACCAUUUUGGCUCCAUCAGUUGCUGGGAGUCUGUUAACAGGAAGGAGGAACCAUUUGAUUAUUUUUUUGAGUGUUGCUGCGUUGGAGGCUGUUUGUUUCCUUUCCAUGUUUGUAGCCUGGUGAUUAAAGUCUCUGGCAAAAUGUAGCUUUUUCGACUACCCAAUUCAUAUCGUCUUGUGUGCAGAGAAAAGCUUGGAAACGAGCUGUACAUAUUCCAAACAAGAGAUUUUCCAGUGAAAACACUGAAUUCCCCUUUUAUGGAGUUGGGAGUGAAGGAAAAAUACUUGAACAGGAUAGGGAGGGAUUUUUGUCUGGAGUUGAUACCCUCACAGAAUAGAGGACUUUAUUUUUUCAAGCAGCAUCUCUAAGAUGGAUUUUCAGUUGCUAGCAAAUACAUUUGGAAGUAAACACCUUCCCAUGUGCAUUUUGCACUCCAUUUUGCUGGGUUUUCUUUUGGCUAGGCAAGUGAUGCCUAAAUCUGCCCCCAUGAUGUUAUUUCGUUGUGGAGUGUUGCUGAGUUUCCUGUAAAAGCCAAAGAUAGUUUUCUCUGGAGAGGAAAAUCUUCCCCAGGGAUUCCUGUGCCAUGGGGAGGAUGUCUUGGUGGGGAGCGCCACCGCUGGGCUGGCAUCUGUUCUUCACUCUUCUGCUUUUUAAACCUAAUUUCUGCAUUUUCUGUAUCUGUGAACUGUGUGUUCACACUCUGUGUGAACUGUGGCUUUGGGUUUACUGAUUUACAUGCGCAUUUGGAGCUGCAGGAGAGUGAACUGAGCAAGUGAAGGUGUAAAUUGCCAGAGUGGCUGUGAAUGAAGAUAGCAGAGAGAUUCUCUGUGAGCUCUGCCAAACCCUCAGUUAGAGCUCUUUAGCUUUAAUACCCUUUAGGCUGACGUUUGUCAUCUCUUGGCUUGCUGGAAUCCCUCUCAGUUGAGCGUGCUGAAGCGCAGGCAGGACUCGCUGACUGAGCAAAAAAGGACUCUAUAAGAAGCCUGAAAUGCCACUUUAAAUUUGUUUAAAACCUUUUAACUCUUUUCAUCCCACUUGAAUCUUAAUUUACCUCCCUUAUGUUAUUUUACCACUGUGUUUACCAUUGUAACUGCUCUAGUUUUUAAACAAUGAUCCCCCUUUGGAGCUAAGAAGUGAAUCAAGUUUGUGAUUGCGUCUGAGCAAACUAUUUAUGUGCACUUUAUGUCAGCACCAAGAGCCAAAGCAAAACUCUGCAGCCCCAAACAUCCCCAUCAGGAACAAAUGGCUGGAGAUGGGGACAGAAUUCCUCGAGAGGCAGCUCCACUGGCUGCGCAACAGCCCGGCUGCCCAGUGCUUGCUUUUAUCACAUGCUGGGACAAGGAUCACGUGAAGAGGCGGGGAGUCAGCCCUGCGGAGCCUGGUGGUGGUGUGGUGUUGCUGGUGGGAUCCUGGGAGCCUCUGCCCCAAUGGCAUUUGUAACCCAACAUCAGAUCCAGAAGUUCCACGAGGAUGGCUUCCUUGUCCUAGAGCAUUUUUUCACCACAGAGGAGUGUGACAGCAUGAGGAACCAGAUUCAGAGAAUCAUAGCGGAGAUGGAAGUGCCACUGCACUGCCGCACCGAGUUCUCCACCAAGGAAAAGGAGCAGCUCCAGGCACAGAUGCAGGGUAGCUCGGAUUAUUUCCUAACCAGCGGAGACAAGAUUAGAUUCUUCUUUGAAAAAGGUGUUUUGGAUGAGAGAGGUAACUUUCUAAUUCCAAAGGAGAAAUCUGUCAGCAAGAUUGGCCACGCUUUACAUGCUUAUGAUCCUGUCUUCAAGCAAGUCACCCACUCCUGCAAGGUGCAGGAAUUGGGAAGAAAACUAGGCCUUGAGAGACCAGUAGUUGUGCAAAGCAUGUAUAUCUUCAAGCAACCUGGCAUUGGUGGUGAAGUGACACCACACCAGGAUGCCACCUUCCUGCACACGGAGCCCCUGGGCAGAAUCCUGGGGUUCUGGAUCGCCCUGGAGGAUGCCACGCAGGAGAACGGCUGCUUGUGGUUCAUCCCUGGCUCUCACACCAGAGGAAUUACCCGGAGAAUGGUCCGUGCAGCUUCAGGUAGCUCAACAUGUGUAGAGUUUGUAGGGUCAGAUCCAGUCUACGAUGACAAUCAGUUCAUACCUCUGCCUAUAAGUAAAGGAGGACUCGUUCUCAUCCACGGUGAAGUUGUCCAUAAGAGUGAACUGAACAGCUCAGAGUCUUCUCGCCAUGCAUUCACCUUCCACGUGAUGGAAGCCAAAGACACCAGCUGGAGCAGAGAGAACUGGCUCCAGCCGACUCCUGAACUGCCUUUUCCAUCGCUCUACACUUGAAGUUAGUGAUUGGCUUCUGGAGACAAUAGCUGAUCAAUGUUCCCUUCUGAUCAUUCGUUCCCUUUAAAUACAUCUUUCACUAGGUCAGCUCUUAAGAUUAAUUUAUCCUCUAAUCAGCACGAGGACCCAUGACAUAGCCAAAUACACCUGCACUAAACAGAAGUUUCUACUGCAGCAUGAGCCCUAGUAGUACGAGAAUAGUCACCCAGUCCUUCUGGUAAGGAAACCUCUUCAGUGCUGAGAACAGACCACUAAAGACCACUGCACCUUGACUGGGACCAGUUAAGAAGUAUUUCUUCUUACAGAUACUCAGUAUUCCCUUCUGUUUAGGUCAAGGAUUUGUCUAGUGCAAUUCUUGGCUGUGUCAAUCCCAGCAAUGCAGGUGAAUGUGUCAUGUGAAGAUGGCUGAUUUUUACACUUAGGUCUCUGUCCUAUUGUUUGAAUAACAGUGAUUAAAAAUAAUCCUAUUGUGGGCAAAAUGAAACAGGAAGUCUACUUUUAUAAUCAAUCAUCUUCUAAGGAUUUCUAGUAAACUGUAGCUGUUUGAUCGCUGGGUGCGUUGAUUAAAAAUAUUACAAUUCUUAAAGAA
Messenger RNA from Strigops habroptila (Kakapo), 5277 nucleotides. It is a transcript of the gene PHYHD1, whose product is annotated as phytanoyl-CoA dioxygenase domain containing 1. Lineage: Eukaryota; Metazoa; Chordata; Aves; Psittaciformes; Psittacidae. The transcript is spliced from 12 exons. The coding region runs from base 3708 to 4688 and encodes 326 amino acids. The record is from RefSeq and is a predicted model, not a curated record.